UUUCCCCCAGCCGAAGUUAAAAAAUAAAGAAGAAGAAUAGGCUCCGCGGUUGUGACGAGCUUUAUCGACAUUAACGUUUUGUCUUUGAAUCGUUGAGGAAUAUAGUCAUUAUGCCAACAAUUAAGCUUCAAAGCUCCGAUGGAGAGAUGUUUGAAGUGGAUGUUGAAAUCGCGAAGCAAUCUGUGACUAUAAAGACAAUGUUGGAAGAUUUAGGCAUGGAUGAUGAAGGGGAUGAUGAUCCCGUCCCUCUUCCAAAUGUGAAUGCGGCCAUCCUCAAAAAGGUAAUUCAGUGGUGCACGCAUCACAAAGAUGAUCCCCCACCCCCUGAGGAUGAUGAGAACAAAGAGAAGAGGACAGAUGACAUUCCUGUGUGGGAUCAGGAGUUCCUCAAAGUGGACCAAGGCACACUCUUUGAACUCAUUCUGGCUGCAAAUUAUUUGGACAUCAAAGGAUUGUUAGAUGUCACCUGCAAAACAGUUGCAAAUAUGAUUAAGGGUAAAACCCCAGAAGAAAUCAGGAAGACGUUCAAUAUUAAAAACGACUUCACAGAGGAAGAGGAAGCUCAGGUGGUGGUUCUUAGAUUCAGCUACCUUUGUGAUCAACAGGAGGUACGCAAGGAGAACCAGUGGUGUGAAGAAAAAUAAAGUUCAUCCAGAAAAAUCACACUGUAAGGAUUGUUCCAAAAUACACAUUUACUGGUUGCACUGCGUUAUUCAUACUUGUUGAUAUUUACCAGUAGAAUUAGACCUUGUGUAUUGAUAGCAUGAUUAUCUUCAUUGCUUGUCUAGUGAAAAAGAGAAUAUAAUUUAAGUGGUAUGUUUUUGUUCUUUGUAUAUUCAGCAGAAAUAGUCUUUUCACCUCAAAGUAGAAGGCCCCCCCUGGCGUGUGUGUGGGGUUUUUUUUUUUUAAACUACGUACAACAUUUUUUUUUUUUUUUUUUUUUUAAGAAAUGCAGACUUGUGUAUGUGGACUUUCAAGUACAGAAAGGUGGAAAAAAUCUGAUGGAUGGCUAAAAUUUUCAGCUUGACCUGUGGACUGGAAGUACUUGUUAAAUGUGUUCUCUUGGAGCAUGGAUAUGUAUGUUGCCUCUUAGAACAUUGUAAAGGAUCAAAUAACAUUUCUUUGUCUUAUUCUUAUGACAGCAUAUAACUAUCUUUGAGUUCAAAAAAUAAAACUAGCAAUGUGUGCUGUGUUUGCAUGUGAA
Molecule: messenger RNA, 1204 nt
Organism: Neoarius graeffei (lesser salmon catfish)
Lineage: Eukaryota; Metazoa; Chordata; Actinopteri; Siluriformes; Ariidae
Gene: skp1
Product: S-phase kinase-associated protein 1
Exons: 7
Coding region: 111-644 (177 amino acids)
Biological process (GO): SCF-dependent proteasomal ubiquitin-dependent protein catabolic process
Cellular component (GO): nucleus; cytoplasm
Molecular function (GO): cullin family protein binding
Source: RefSeq, a predicted model, not a curated record